Molecule: messenger RNA, 969 nt
Organism: Nematocida minor
Lineage: Eukaryota; Fungi; Microsporidia
Product: transcription factor STE12
Exons: 1
Coding region: 1-969 (322 amino acids)
Biological process (GO): sexual reproduction; regulation of pseudohyphal growth; regulation of DNA-templated transcription
Cellular component (GO): Tec1p-Ste12p-Dig1p complex; nucleus; Ste12p-Dig1p-Dig2p complex
Molecular function (GO): DNA-binding transcription factor activity
Source: RefSeq, a predicted model, not a curated record
AUGAAUUAUAGCCAGUUAGAAGAGCAGGGGGAUAAAGAGCUGUUUCACUUUUUAGCAAACUCUCCCAAAGACUUUAGAGAGGGCGAGAGAAUCAGGAAGUACCAAUUGAAGAACGGAGACUACAUACACUGCAUUCUGUGGAACAUGCAUUUUUACAUUACGGGCACAGACAUUGUAAAAAUUCUGGUGUGGAGGUUUCAAAAUGCGGGGAGACACAUUGCAAGCCACAAGAAGUUUGAGGAAGGCGUGUUCUCUGAUCUGAGAAACCUCAAGCCAGGGAUCGAUGCAACCCUCGAGUCUCCUCGGUCCGACUUUCUUGAGUUUCUCUACAAGAACGGGUGCAUUCGCACACAGAAAAAACAGAAGGUCUUUUUCUGGUACUCCGUCCCACAGGAUGCUCUCUUCUGCGAUGCCCUUGAGCGCGAUCUGAGACGCGAGACAAACCUGUACACCUACAGCAAAUACAUCUGCGGAAUGCCCGGGAUGCAGAGGCCGCAGACAUUUGCGCAGCAGAAGAGAAACCUGAAAACGUACGUUAGAGACACAAAAGUGGAAGAGAAAAAGAAGGUAAUACCUAACUCCGUGAAGCCCAUGCAGAGACUGGAAGACUCCAGUGGCAUUGCGCCCAUUGAAAUAGAUCUUUUCAAGGACUCCAACCUUCCCAACCCCACUCCCGUGUUCUCCUCUGCACCGACAUCAUAUACCUCCCAUAUUCAGCAGUUUAUACAGCCCUCUAAGAAGCCAAAUGCCUCUACAAACUACAACUUCAACGAGUUGGACUUCUUCUCCGAUGACUCAGCGUUCAUUGAGAGCAUUGUGGGAGACAACUUUUCAUUUUCCCAGCCGUACGAAAAGUCUCUUAUCUUUGACACAGGAUGCAGUAAUAAAAAGUCUGAGCUAGAGGACUUUUCGUUUGUCAAUCCCAAAAAACUCACCUCUGGAAAUAGCAGUGGAUUUCAAAGAGGAUAA